Papaver somniferum (opium poppy) is the source of this 2387-nucleotide messenger RNA. RefSeq lists its product as uncharacterized. Lineage: Eukaryota; Viridiplantae; Streptophyta; Magnoliopsida; Ranunculales; Papaveraceae. The transcript is spliced from 3 exons. The record is from RefSeq and is a predicted model, not a curated record. The coding region runs from base 722 to 2137 and encodes 471 amino acids.
GUAUCCCGCAGUCCUAUGGAUGCAGAGCCAGAUAUAUUUGGCGACUCAUUGUAUCCUCCAGUGACCCGUCUGGAAAAUUUCAUUGACAGUGAAAACGACCCAGUUCCUCUCUUAAUGAUAUUUCAGCUGGUAGAAUGAAUCACAGAAGAUUUCACAGAUUUUGAUGCUGCCCCACCUUUGAAUUCUCGUCCAAGUGAAGCAAGCUGAAGCUCAAGGGUGUCUAAGCUUGUAUUUUUAUCUGUAACUGAAGCAAGAUGGAUGGUUAUGCUUGACAAGAUCAACUUCAAAACUAUACAAAAGUGAUACUUUGCUUGCCGAUUUGGUGCACAUACGCUAUUCAUGUAUAUGCCACCCCAUCAGACAAAUAUAUAACAAGGCUGUGUGCAUCACAUGGACCAUAGCAAGGUUCAAAACAGUAAUCACCAGUCGACAAGCACCAAAUACACACAUUCUAUGGGAACAUGGGAUUGGGAACAAAAAAUAAAAGUAAAAAUAAAGCACUUUGAUGCUGUCGGCUCCAAACAGCCGAUAACCUUAGAAAUUAAGGAACGGAAAUAAAUUGGGCCCUACGUCGCUAUCAUCUACGCGGCGUAAAGUACACGUGUUGUAAAACAAUUUAACAAACUUAUCGAGAAAAAUCUCUCGUGAACCCAUUCAUCAUUUCAGCGUACCGAGCCCUAAAAAAAAAAUUAAUCCCAAGAUUUCUCAUUGCUCUUCUCUAAUGGCGGAUCUAAACAAAGAAGAAGAAGAACCAGAAUCAAGACAAGUCGGAGGAGCAGAAUAUAGUUGGUGUAGAGCUGUACCAGGAGGAACAGGUACUACAGUAUUAGCUCUCCUUUUAUCAAAACCUAUAGACAUAACAAUUCUUCAGAAAUCUCUUCAUAAACUUCAAAUUAAUCAUCCAAUUCUUCGUGCUAAGCUCACUUCUUACCAACCUAAUACUUACUCUUUCUUAAUUCCUUCAUCACCUCAUGUUCAGAUUCAAUCAUUUGAUUCUACAGCAACUUCUAACCUUCUUCAAAAAUUAGCUAAUUCUGAGAACAAUUUAUCAUCGUUUCAUCGGAUUCUUGAGCAUGAAUUGAAUCUAAAUGUAUGGGCAGAAUCAGGAUUUGGAGGAUCAGGAUCAGAGUCUGAAGAGGUUGAGGAUGAGGAUGAAUUGGAUUUGUUUUAUGCUACAUUGUAUACAUUACAAGAGAAAUGGGUUUUAGUGUUUCGUAUUCAUACUUCUAUUUGUGAUAGAACUUCGGCUGUGACGCUACUUAAUGAGUUUCUAGGGUUAAUCGGAGAGGAUGUGGUUGAUAUGGGAAUUGAGGAUGAGGUUAAUUUGGCAAUUGAAGAUCUUAUACCUAGUGGGAAAGCUACUAAACCAUUUUGGGCUCGUGGUGCUAAUUUGGUUGGGUAUUCACUGAAUGCAUUUAGGUUUUCGAAUUUGGAUUUUGUUGAUACUGUUUCGAUGCCUAGAUCUUCUGGUGUUGUGAGGUUGCAGUUGACAACUGAUGAAACAGAACGACUUCUUGCUGGAUGCCAGGCAAGAGGAAUUAAAAUGAGUGGAGCCAUCGCAGCUGCUGGAAUGAUAGCAGCAUAUUCAUUGAAAGAGCUCCCUGAUUAUCAAUGGGAGAAGUAUGCUGUUGUGACUUUUGUGGAUUGUCGUAAAAUUCUGGAUCCACCUCUCGAAAGCCAUCACCUUGGAUUCUACUACUCUGGGGUUCUAAACACCCAUGAUGUGAACGGAGGAGCUGAACUGUGGGAACUAGCAAGUAAAUGCUAUGUGGCGUUAACAAAUUCUCUGGAGGCAAAUAAGCAUUUUACAGACAUGGCUGACCUUAACUACCUCAUGUGUAAGGCAAUUUACAACCCUAGCUUGACUCCAUCUUCAUCCUUGAGAACGUCAUUCAUUGCAGUCUUUGAGGACCCUGUGUUCAACAAUUCUAGUGAUUUACAUCAGAAACUAGGUCUUGAAGAUUACAUAGGUUGUGCAUCAAUUCAUGGUGUAGGCCCAUCCAUAGCUGUUUUUGAUACUAUUAGGAAUGGAGCCCUUGAUUGUGAAUGUGUGUAUCCAAUGCCCCUUCAUUCAAGAGAACAGGUACAAAAGCUGAUUGAUAAAAUGAAGAGGGUUCUAAUUGAGGGUAGUUAUUAAUUGAAGGAAGUAGUAGAUGUGUAUGGGUAUUGCCCACACUAAGAAAUGUAUAGUGUAUUAUACUUACUGAUGGACUGUCAUGUAAGUUUAGGUUUCAUUGAAAUAAUCUUCUUGAAGUGUAAGUAGGAUUUUAUAUAGAGUGUCUGCAACUACGUGGUUAUUAAAGUUAGAUGCAUCCUUAUUAAGGCUGUUUGGUGAAAAAACGAUAAGUAUCAAUUGUUUGUCCAAUUCAGUAUUUUUGCUUAUUUGA